Messenger RNA from Branchiostoma floridae (Florida lancelet), 2776 nucleotides. Its product is annotated as probable GPI-anchored adhesin-like protein PGA18. Lineage: Eukaryota; Metazoa; Chordata; Leptocardii; Amphioxiformes; Branchiostomatidae. The transcript has 4 exons. The record is from RefSeq and is a predicted model, not a curated record. Bases 389 to 1507 code for a protein of 372 amino acids.
CAAAUUGUUUCUUUGAUUUCAGAACUUCCCCCUGCUUCUAAAUUUGUUGAGUGACGAGCAGAAAUUGGGUACUGACCCGCGUCCUAGUUUAUGCCCUCAGAAAAGUUGUCCGACAAGACAUUUGCCUGGAGUGACUUUGGUCGUGUCACUCUUAUGUUACUGGGUUUUGUUGUCAGAGUUAAACAUUACAACGCAUCGUUUUCACGUGUGUACGUGUGGUCCAAGGUUCGGUCCAGCAUCUACAAAUAGAUUCAGGACAACAACGUAUUGCUAGGCGGGGGCUCAGAAUUACAUGGGUGCCGAAACACUUGCUCAGACGGAGGUCAAAUCUUACUUGCGGACAGGGAACAGUUGAACAGGAUUUUGUUGUCAAGUGGAACAUUUCGUCAUGCAGACUGUAAAAGUGUGGAUAGUGUUUGGGCUGUUGUAUCUGGUCGCAUAUGUCGUUGAAGACUCUUGUGCCCAGAAUACGACCGCCCAAACGGCAACCAAUGGUAGCAGUACUCCAGCUCCCGUUACCAUGACGAUACAGAUGAUGAACAUGACAGUGGCACUUUCUACAUCUGACGUCACGAAUGCCACGACAGGAGGCACAACCAAGUCAACAUCGACGAACACGACACAGCAGUUUUUGGUAAGCGCGGGUGCAACUCCGCCAAACACAGUAACCCCCGGUUUUGCCGAUGUCACCAACAUAACCAACGACGUCACUACCAGCAAGGCUUACGCAACCACGUCACCGGUCCUUGUUAAUGUCACGACAACCGGAAUGGGUGAUACAGCGACAAAUUCCUCAACGUCAGAGAAACCACCAUCUUUGCUUACCACCACACCUGGGAGUUCUACUGUUGCCGUGAUACCUGCGAGUUCCGCGGUUGCCAUGACAACUGAAAGUUCCACAGCCCGCAGUUCUACCGUUGCCAUGACACCCGGGAGGUCUUCGGUUGCCAUGACGCCCGGUAGUUCUUCUGUUGCCGUGCCACCCGGACGUUCAACGGCGCCCAUGAUCUCGACUAGCGCAAUGGCACCUGAUAGUAACUCCUCUGUGACGUCACAGGCCAUGAGCACCCCGACCAAUGAAAUGGACCCGUCAUUACCAUUAGGGCUUCCGAUCGGAGCAUGGAUCGGGAUCGGGGUUGGAGGCGCAUGCGCUCUCCUGAUGUUGAUUGUCGUGCCUAUCGUCUUGUGGAGAAGAAAGCAACAGCAGGAAGACAUAUCGUCUCAUGUAGCCAGCACUCCAGACCUGUGGAUGAAUGACGUCAUGCAUGGCCGGCCGUCCACCGGCCUGGGACCGUCCGUCCGGCUGAGCAGGAUCGAGAUUGACGGGAACUUGUACACUUUCACGCCACUCGGGAAAGAAGCAGAUCCGGCCGGAGCAAACGAGUCAAAGAACAGCGAUGAUGGGUCAGCGACCGACAGGUCAACAUUCCGACCGAGCCGCACUACAGUUUCCACCACGAACGAGACCAAUCGACCAUCUGUUAUUGAAGAGGCAGCCAAUGAAUGAAUCAAAGUGCACUAUUAAAACUUCCCCUGUCAUGAAUCAAAGUGCACUAUUAAAACUUCCCCUGUCACAAAGUAUGCAUAAGUACGUAAUUGUUUACCAAACUGCUUUUACUGUACAUACGGCUGUCACUGUUCUGUUGAAAGGAAACGCACCGUUCUUGAGGCGUCGCCAAAAAAAGACAUGGACGAUUCAUUGACUUACAUAUUAGACAUAUUAAUCCCCACGCAGAUCCUACGGUGGUUUGUGAAUGAGGAUCUGAUUGGAGAUUAUCGCCAUGUGACCUGCUUUAUUUUAACACCAAAUCCGUACAAGGUAUUGGCUAAUAUCGGGUCCUACUUGAACACUCACUUCUGUAUUGAUAAAGUGAGGUUUGUACGUGUGUACGCCCGUCGUAUUCAUACAAAUAUUUAUAUUCAUAGCUACCUUUGCAGCUUUCGAGUAGCGGUGUUUAUCUUAGGGAGAGCACUGAUUCGCGAUUUUCAAUAUAUGGGCCAGGUUCUCAUUCUUCUAGAGCGGCAAAUACCACAUACCCGAUAUACUCAUAGGCCUGGUCCAUGUGUUGAGAAUCGAGAAUCAGCGCUCCUCGUUUGUGAGAGAGUCUAAAUGUACAACGCUUAGUGAGGUCUUAAUCAGCUUACACAAAAAUACUGAACAUUGUGGAAUUUUUGAUAAAAAUUGUUAUAUUUGCAGGGUUGAACAAAAAGAAGAGUAUCUAGGUUUUACUAUAAUUCUAUCUCAUGCAUAACGCUGUAACGUAAAUGAGUAAAUCUGGUCUUACUUAAUAUAUUCUCCAUAUAAACUGUGUAGAACAAACAGUACAGACUACAGUGAGGUGAUACUGAGUGGUAAAAUGUACAUUUCACAGAGGUGAAAGAAACGUCGACGUAGUAAAUACAAAGACAACACAUGUACACAUGUAAAGGUAUAACGCUAUAUAACAAAGACAUUAUCAACAUAUCUCUGUAUAUAGGUCUAACGGUACAAUACAUCAUACUCAACAAUUACAGUCGGAAUUCUACGUAUGGGCUAUGAAAGAAUAACAAGCACGCUGUGGACACUGUUUUGGUAGUGGUACACAGAAAAGUUACUAGUGACAAAUGUUCAUACUAUAUAAGGUCACUGCAUAUUGAUAAUAAAAGGCCUAAAAGUCAUUAGAGUGAUAGUAGAUAAGCCAAUUCAAUAUAUACACAUAUCUGAAUAUAUUUCAUAUGUCUUUAAACUCUAUAUGCUCUAGAUUUCAUGAUGAUAUAACAAGGCAAGUUUACAUUA